This is a messenger RNA of Columba livia (rock pigeon), 1114 nucleotides long. RefSeq names its product 5', 3'-nucleotidase, cytosolic (gene NT5C). The record is from RefSeq and is a predicted model, not a curated record. The transcript has 5 exons. Gene Ontology annotation, molecular function: 5'-nucleotidase activity. NCBI's taxonomy places the organism in Eukaryota, Metazoa, Chordata, Aves, Columbiformes, Columbidae. Bases 68 to 754 code for a protein of 228 amino acids. Gene Ontology annotation, biological process: pyrimidine deoxyribonucleotide catabolic process. Gene Ontology annotation, cellular component: mitochondrion.
CCAGUUGCUGGCAGUGCGUCGGGCGACGACGGGAUCCCCGCUGAGCAGUGGAGCGCCGCCCACGCUCAUGCAUAUCGCUGCCGCACGGGUCCGCCCCGCUCCCGCGUGUGUGAUGGAGCUGCCGGGCGCACGCAGGGGCGCAGGCAGCGCGGCAGGCAGGGCGGGCAGCCCGCUGCGGGUGCUGGUGGACAUGGACGGCGUCCUGGCCGACUUCGAGGCCGCGGUGCUGCGGGGCUUCUGCUCCCGCUUCCCCGGGGAGCCGCGGGUGGAGCUGGCGGCACGCCGCGGCUUCUCGGUGCGGGAGCAGUACAGCCGCCUGCGGGAGGACCUGGGGGAUAAGGUAGCCAGUGUCUACGAAUCACCUGGCUUCUUUCUAGGGUUGGAUCCAAUUCCAGGAGCCCUGGAAGCCAUGCAGGAGAUGAUCCACAUGCAGGACACCGAAGUCUUCAUUUGCACGAGUCCUCUCCGGAAAUACGAGCACUGCAUUGUGGAAAAGUAUAAGUGGGUAGAGAAACAUUUGGGACCUGAGUUUGUAGAGCGGAUUAUACUAACCCGGGAUAAAACCGUCGUAUCUGCUGACUUGCUGUUUGAUGACAAGGAUACCAUUAGAGGCGCGGAGCAGAACCCGAGCUGGGAGCACGUCCUCUUCACCUGCUGCCACAACCGGCACCUCCAGCUGCAGGCGCCGCGCCGGCGGCUGCUCUCCUGGGCCGACGACUGGAAGGGCAUCCUGGAGAGCAAACGCAGGCAGUAACGCAGAACAAAAUGACAGGAGGCUGUGCUGUUCCCACUGCCAGGGGAGCAACCAGCUCAUCUUGGCAGGGAAGCCCCUUCCCAGGGCUCCCUCAGCCGGGCAGCGGUUGGUUAUAGUAAGAAAUGAGCUGCCUGUGGCACGCUGCAGAGCUGAUUCCUCUGCAGCUUUCUGGAAGUUUGCUCCGCGUUCAGUCAGUUAAUCUCUGUAGAGUUGUUUGGGAUGUUUGCUGUUGGUGAAACGAUAAAAUACACGCAGUUGUGGGUUGGUUUUGUGUGUUUCUAACCUCGCUCCUGUUUGUUUUGGGCUGACUGGGGUUGAAGGGGAGAGAAGAAAGAAGUAAAGCUCUGAAACUCGAGCAGA